This is a messenger RNA of Lotus japonicus, 745 nucleotides long. Its product is annotated as histone H3.3-like. NCBI's taxonomy places the organism in Eukaryota, Viridiplantae, Streptophyta, Magnoliopsida, Fabales, Fabaceae. Gene Ontology annotation, cellular component: nucleosome. Bases 60 to 464 code for a protein of 134 amino acids. The record is from RefSeq and is a predicted model, not a curated record. Gene Ontology annotation, molecular function: DNA binding; protein heterodimerization activity; structural constituent of chromatin. The transcript has a single exon.
UCUCUCAAUCUUCUUCUGCUCUUCUUGUUCUCUCUGAUCUUGUUUCUUCUCUGUGUUCGAUGGCUCGCACGAAGCAAACCGCUCGCAAGUCCCACGGCGGAAAGGCACCUCGGAAGGACAUAGCUCGAGUGGCUGCACGUAAAUCUGUUCCAACAACUGGUGGAGUGAAGAAGCCUCAUAGGUACCGUCCUGGAACUGUUGCACUACGUGAGAUCAGAAAGUACCAGAAGACCGCUGAGCUUCUAAUCCGGAAGCAACCAUUCCAGCGUCUUGUUCGUGAAAUUGCUCAGGAUUUCAAGACGGACUUGAGGUUCCAAAGCCAUGCUGUUCUUGCUCUUCAGGAAGCUGCUGAGGCUUACUUGGUUGGUUUGUUUGAAGAUACAAACCUCUGCGCCAUACAUGCCAAGAGGGUUACCAUCAUGUCGAAGGAUAUUCAGCUCGCUCGCCGUCUGCGUUCAGAUUAGGAUUCUAGUUUCUCUUUCGUUUCGUUUAUUUCUCAAUGCAGCCUCUCAUGUUCUUAGGGUUUUAGUUUCUCUUUUGUUUCGUUUAUUUCUCUAUGCACUCUCUUGUUCUUAGGGUUUUAGUGGCUGGCGUUCUAGUUUCCUAUGCAUUUUCUAUAGUAGUUCAGUAGUUCUGUUCUGAACUAUAUAUACCUUCUCUUCCCUUUUAGUAUUCGUAAACUAAGAAGCACCUGAAUAAUGAGGUUUUGUUUUCAUUGGACAAGUUUGUUUACAUUGAAUGUAUU